AGCUCUCAGAACUCUACGAAAUACGUGAAUGACCUGCGUUUUGAUCCAGUGAUGAAAACGUAGUGGCGUUAUCGUAAAUAUAAGGGACUCAGGACAUUCCUCCAGGGCCAUUGACUCUGUCACCGAAAAAUGUGCGUAAAACGAUUGAAUUACCGUCUUAUAUUACACACACAUGUGGAUAUUUAGUCUGACUCAACGUAUCUGGGUGGGGGUAGUGAGUCAGAGUGCAACUCAUACUCAGAACGAGAAGAAUAUUUUCUGCAGUCAGCAGUUGUAGUUGAAUGAAAUUGUGGGUGUGGGAGAUUAAAGUACUUGAAGCAAUAUUCGUUGGUUUAUUGAAGGAGAUAUUAAUGGAAAAUUACUAGAUAAUUCAUGGGGCACAACACGCAAAUGGAGCAAGAGGCCAAUCGCCCCAAGUGGCUCCUGGAGCUGGAGAAUCGGAAAAGAAAACCGCGUCUGGCCCACGAAGUAGGUGCAGGAUCUCCUUGCAUAAAGUGCACAGUGUCGUGUCCGGGAUUGGACCUCCACUUCUGGCGUAAAAUUUGCAAAAAUUGCAAGUGCAGCCGAGACGAUCACGAUGUGCCCGAUGAGGAUUUCCCACAGUUCGAUCUGCUCUUCGGUCCCAGUGGGGCCCCCAAGAAAAAAUCAAUAAUCCUCAAGAGAAAAUCAAACGAGGAGACAUACGAAUGGGCGCCUCCAGACGCCUCGAAGGAACUCGCCAUCGACUACAUGAAGGCCCUCCCCGAGGACAAAUUGCCAAUAAAGGGAACAGCUGGUGCUGCUUUGAGGAAGCAACAGCUCCAGAAACAACUUCCUCUCCACGAUAUCGAUCACAAGGUGUGCGACGAGCUGACCGAUUCCGAGAGGAAACAAUUUGAGAAAUAUUUGGAGAACUUGAAGAAAUACGUUGGACAGGGGAGAGUUUCCAAAUUUACGACAGCUCGACCCUUUGAUAGAGCCAUGAUGACACCUGCCAAUGCCUCUGAGUGCUUCAGUCCCAAGCACAAACCCUCACCAAUACUCGGUAAUUCCCCGAAUCUUCGGACCCCAAGUAGUUUCGUACAGAAAAAAUCUCAUCUGUCUCGAGACAAAAGUCCAACUGAUCCGAUUCUCGCGUCGACUAAACGUGAGUUCCUGGUGAAUCCACCAUUCGAUAAAUUCUCCAGCGAGUCAUCAAAACUGGGUCAAUACCAGAUUUCUGGAAAUAUCAGUAGAAUUCCACAAGACGAGACAACAGCUGUCCCUCUAGGGGCUCCAGGAUCUCACAGCACCCCAGGAAAUCUGAUCUCAAAAGACUUUUGUCCAAGUGAUCCAAUUCUAACCUCAAGUAAACGAGAAUUUUUGUCAAAUCCCUCAGCUGAUCAGUUCUUCAGUGAAGCAUCGAGACAAGGAACACCUCACCAGAUGUCUAGAGAUAUUAAAAACGAGUUUCCUCAGACUCCAGCAGUUUCUGGAGCUGACAAUCCUGGAAUAAAUCUAUCGAAUGGCAUUCGAAGGGACAUCUCCAAUCCACCAGUUCCUCCUGAGCUCCCAGGAUGUUAUGCACUGAAUUCCACAGGUCAGCCAGAAAUCCUAAAAGACUCCAUGAACACAGCCCUACACUUUGCUCAGUCAAAUCUCUACCCUGAGCACCCUGGGACCAUCAGUAACACUCUUCCCUGUUAUCCCCAGUACCAGAGAACUGGUGGAGUGAAGCUGGAUCACGUAGUGAAUGACAAUAAACCCCUGAGAUCUCAUCAGUGGGCGAAAAAGCUGGAGAAACCGAUCAACUCACACGAUGACAACUCCAUUCUGGCUGAGCAGAUGCUGUCAGAAGCCCUUUUGCCACCCAGUUCAAUCAACUCAAACGACAUUAUUGCUAGUACUUUGGAUGAGAAGGGACUUUCCUAUAUCAGGGAGAAACUCUCUUCGAAAUACGGAGAUAAGGAAGAAUCCGAUAUUCAGAGUCAAAUCCCCAUGAGAUCUAGAGAUUUCGAGGGUGGACCUGGCACACGAGAUGUCAGGAUCACUGACAACACCAGACCUGUGGCCUCUCAGUUGCUGUCGUAUGGGGGAAUUAAUCCGAAUGUCAUUCAUUCUGUCAAUCAGCAGAAUCCAGUGUUCCCUGAGGCAGCUGUUGGUACUGUCAGGACAAUGGAGCAUCCGGGGGUUAAUCGGCUAACCUCGGCUGUGGAAAAUAUGACGAUUUAUCCGAUUAAGCAGAAAUGCCAACAGUGUGCCGAGGAUAUUGUUCUCGGGGAUGUCAUUGUCACUGCUGAACAGGCGAAAGACGCUGCCUGGCAUCCUGGCUGUUUUGUCUGUUCAGCAUGUGAUGAACUCCUCGUUGAUCUCGUUUAUUUCUACCACAAGGGUAAAUUGUACUGCGGUCGUGACUUCGCCGCUCUCCUGGAGAUACCCAGGUGUUUCGCUUGUGAUGAGUUGAUUUUCGUGAGGGAAUAUACAAUAGCGGAGGGUCACAAUUAUCACGUGAAACACUUCUGCUGUUGGGAUUGCGAUGAGCCUCUCGCUGGAAAGCAAUAUAUCUCCGAAAGUGAUCGACCACUUUGUCUUCCAUGUUACCAAAAGACUUACGCAAAAACUUGUUCUGCGUGUAAUAGAGUCAUUGCCGCUGACCAACAGGGGGUCAAUGUGAAAAAUCUGGACUUCCACGCCUCCGAGGAGUGCUUCUGCUGUGCCAAUUGCAAAAAAAGUCUUCUCAAUGGUAGAAUGGCUAUCAAAGAGAACAAACCAUUCUGCAGCAAAGAAUGCAUCACAACAUUCCUAAAUAAAAUAUAAUUGAUACUUGGAUAUUUCGGUGAAAUUUUGUACUGAUAUCGACACGAUUUAUAGAAUAAAGUACUUUUAUUUUAUCAUCAACGUUCAAAAAAAUUUACAAAGAGUAUCGAGUCAUUGUAAUGUUAAACAUUCAUUUACUCCAGCAACAUUUAAACACAAAUAUUUUAUCAGAUACCAACAGCUCUCGUCUAUCAUUCAGAGAUACGAAAAAUAUAUUUUUCAAUAUGUAACUGCCAGUAUCUAGGCUGUUGGGAGCCAAAGAAAUGAGAAGUAAAUUCAAUAAUAAAAAAUUAAUGUGGGUCAGAGCAUUGUAAUUCAAUUGCCGAAUAUUUCGUUGGAACAGUAAAGGAGUUUACAGAAUUAAACAAAUUAUUCUUCCUCUGCAAUAAUUUGCUACUGAAAUGCAAACUAUGUCCAUAAUUAAUGAGAACGUCUGAUUUCUGAUUUACGUUUUAUCGUUUUGCUACAGAAAUUAUGUAAAUUACUCCAGCAAACUUAUUCAUAAACUUUCCUUCCUGUUUAACAGCGAGCAAGAAAAAAAGGGGAGG
This is a messenger RNA of Fopius arisanus, 3323 nucleotides long. It is a transcript of the gene Tes, whose product is annotated as Testin. Gene Ontology annotation, molecular function: zinc ion binding. Lineage: Eukaryota; Metazoa; Arthropoda; Insecta; Hymenoptera; Braconidae. The coding region runs from base 373 to 2775 and encodes 800 amino acids. The transcript has 3 exons. The record is from RefSeq and is a predicted model, not a curated record.